Messenger RNA from Fusarium graminearum PH-1, 1755 nucleotides. RefSeq lists its product as uncharacterized. The record is from RefSeq and is a predicted model, not a curated record. The transcript has a single exon. The coding region runs from base 66 to 1652 and encodes 528 amino acids. NCBI's taxonomy places the organism in Eukaryota, Fungi, Ascomycota, Sordariomycetes, Hypocreales, Nectriaceae.
AGGCUUCUUUUGUGUUGUCUCUAUCAAACACUUGUACUUGUCCGCUUGAGAAUAACUACGACAACAUGCGCGCCAAUUCUUUGCUCCUCUCGGGGCUUGCUGUUUGUGCUGCAGCUGCUCCUGAAAAGGCAAAGGAUAACUUUGUUUCCAAGUGCGCCAGCUUCAAGAAUUCGCUGAAACUUCCCAACACCACGGUCUGGUUCACCGAACAUGUGCCAGCCGGGAAAAACCUCACCUUCCCUGAAAACGACGUCACAUGUUCCCCCAAGAGCCAGGUCGUCGAUGUUGAGCUCUGCCGUGUGGCCAUGCUCGUCACCACAGGUCCCAGAUCUAACCUGUCUCUCGAAGCUUGGCUACCUUCCAACUGGACCGGACGAUUCUUAAGCACUGGAAACGGUGGCAUGGCUGGAUGCAUCCAGUAUGGAGAUGUCGCAUACGGUGCUGGGUUCGGUUUCGCUACCGUUGGUGCUAACAACGGUCACAACGGAACAUCGGCCUUACCCAUGAAGAACAACUCUGGUUCCGUGGAGGACUAUGUCUAUCGCUCGGUGCACACUGGUACCGUUCUCGGAAAGGACAUCGCCAAGCAGUUCUACGGCAAGAAGUACACCAAGUCCUACUACCUUGGCUGCUCGACUGGUGGACGACAGGGAUGGAAGGAGGCGCAGAGCUUUCCCGACGACUUUGACGGUAUUGUGGCUGGUGCUCCUGCGAUUCGCUUCAACGGGCUGCAGUCCCGCUCCGGAAGCUUCUGGGGCUUCACCGGUGCCCCCGGAGCACCAACUCACCUCAGCCCGGAGGAGUGGAACAUGGUUCACGAUGAUGUUCUAGCCCAGUGUGACGUGCCUCUUGACGGUGUCGAUGACGGCAUUAUCGAGGACCCUAACCUGUGCCAGUAUCGCCCCGAAGCUAUCAUCUGCACCAAGGGCCAGACCAAGAACUGUUUGACUGCCCCCAAGGCUGAGACUGUCCGCCAGGUUUUCAGUCCCCUGUACGGCAAUAAUGGAAGCUUCAUCUACCCCCGAGCGGUACCUGGCGCCAACGCUAGCCGCAGCUUCGUUAUUGGAGAGACACCUUUCCCUUACUCUACCGAAUGGUUCCAGUACAUUAUCUUGAACAACACCAACUGGAAGCCUGAAGACAUCGGCCCCGACGCCUAUCAGGCGACCGAAGAGGUGAACCCCUUCAACGUCCAGACCUGGGAGGGCGAUCUGUCCAAGUUCCGCGACCGCGGCUCCAAGAUCAUCCACUGGCACGGUCUCCAGGACGGUCUCAUCAGCUCCGACAACUCUAUGGAUUACUACAACCACGUGUCGCGAACCAUGGGCAUGAGCAACACCGAGCUUGACAAGUUCUACCGCUACUUCCGUGUCAGCGGCUGCGGCCACUGCUCCGGUGGCGACGGCGCCAAUCGCAUUGGAAACAACCUUUCUAACUUGGGCGGCAAGGAUCCAAAGAACAACGUCCUCUUGGCUAUCAUCAAGUGGGUUGAGGAGGGUGUUGCUCCCGACACUAUCACCGGCAUGCGCUUUGCCAAUGGAGCUAACAACGGCAAGUUUGAGUACGAGCGCCGACACUGUCGCUACCCGUACCGCAAUGUCUGGGACCGCAAGGGAGACUGGAAGAACCCCAACAGCUGGAAGUGUGAGUGAGAUGGAGGAGAGUGUUGAUCGAGGUGGCGGCUAUUAUAUAAGAUUUAUUUCAUGGUACACAUUUAUGAAGAUCGUCGUAAAUAACAUGGCAUUUUUUACAUAA